Gamsiella multidivaricata is the source of this 1975-nucleotide messenger RNA. Its product is annotated as CBF/Mak21 family-domain-containing protein. Gene Ontology annotation, biological process: ribosome biogenesis. NCBI's taxonomy places the organism in Eukaryota, Fungi, Mortierellomycota, Mortierellomycetes, Mortierellales, Mortierellaceae. The transcript has 8 exons. Bases 114 to 1892 code for a protein of 592 amino acids. The record is from RefSeq and is a predicted model, not a curated record. Gene Ontology annotation, cellular component: Noc4p-Nop14p complex; small-subunit processome; nucleolus.
GCUACCUGCCUCGUUGCUGCUUGCCCUUUUGCAUUCAGACAAUUACCAUUACCACUACUGCUUCUCAUCAGUACUCUGCCCGACUGCCGCACUAUCUUCAAAGUUACAUAGCCAUGGCUGUCGCAAAACGCGCUCGCACCGAAAGCAAGGUUGACCCUUCAGCAAAAAAUAUCAAGGAUACUAUCGACCAUAUCCGUCUGUUGGAGCGUCAGGUUGCAGAGAGCAAAACUCAUCUGAAUAACAUUGUGACCCUCCUGGAGUUUUGCGAGGAUGACUCGCCCAAAGUGAUCCAUGCCGCCAUUCAUGCCCUUUUCCGCGUGCUCUCGCCCAUGCUAUCGCGAGGAGAGCUCCAGCGACCCAAGAAGGCAGCAGCAGAGGAUAAGAGGGCGACUGUAACUCUGUGGCUCCGCGACAACUACGUCAAGUACUUGAACAGGACUUGCGGGAUCUUGAAUAUGCCCGAGGCAGGACUUCAGAUCCCUGCGUUGAAAAUCUUAAUGGAUCUCGUCAAAUUAGAGUCAGCUUAUCUCGGCAGCUUGUCGGGAGGUCACCAUUUCGCCAACGAUUUGUACGCCAGGAUCGUAGAAGCUUUAUUGAACUGUUCCAACAUGAGUCAACCUCUACUCAGCGAAUUCACGGAGAAAUAUUUCUCGUUUUAUGACGAUCUUCGAUUUUACUUUUUGAAGAACACGGCCACAAUCAUCAACACUGCAUUGGGAACGCCAUUAAAGAAGGACACAAGGGCGCCACAGAGCAAGAAACAGAAAAUCAGCAACCGGGCAGCACCAGAAAAAUUGUCGCUUCUUUUGGAAAACUCUUUCGCUAUCAUGGAGACAUUGAAGACGAUGCCUACGGAAGCUAAGGAGCUGGACGAGUUUUGGACAGGCAAUCCAGAUCCCAACGGCGAUAAGAAGGAAUAUACUGGAGAUAGCUUGGGGUUCUCUGACAGUGAAGAGGAUGAGACGGUUGAAGACUUGACAAGGGAUACCUCGGCAGCACCCGUGAAGAGACACCCAUUAUUGACACUGCUCAACCACCGUCGCGUGUUUUCGGAUUGCUGGAUCGCUAUCCUGAAGUUGCCCUUUACGACUGCUAUCUACAAGAAGACUCUGCUCAUCGUUCACAAGCGUAUUAUCCCUCACUUGCCUCAGCCAACAGUGCUCAUGGAUUUCUUGACGGAUUCGUACAAUGCCGGAGGAGCCGUCAGUCUGCUGUCAUUGAAGGGACUUUUUGUCCUCAUAACGGAGCAUAACCUUGAUUAUCCCGACUUUUUCAAGAAGCUUUACAUGUUGUUUGAUCGCAACCUGAUGCAUGUCAAGUACAGGGCUCGUUUCUUCAGUCAAGUUGAUAUUUUCCUCUCCUCACCUUUGCUGCCUGCCCAGUUGGUCGCAGCAUUCAUCAAGCGCAUGUCCCGUCUCAGUCUGUCCAGUCCUCCAGCCUCGAUCGUCAUUAUCAUCCCAUUCAUCUACAAUCUGCUGAAGCGUCAUCCAACAUGCAUGCAGCUGAUCCAUGGAAAGGCGGGCGACGAGAAGAGCGAUCUCUAUGACCAUGCGGAGGAGGACCCUAUGAAGUGCCAUGCCCUCCAAAGCUCUCUCUGGGAGAUUCAGACCCUCCAAAACCACUUUGCACCGAACGUAUCAACGCUGGCCAAGAUCUUCAACGAGCAGUUCACGAAGCCAUCGUACAACCUCGAGGACUUUCUGGAUCAUACCUAUGCGACCAUGUUCCAGAACGAGAUCACGAAGAAACGCAAGGGCGAGGCUGCACUUGCUGUUGAGGCUCCCAAGGGCCUGUUUAUUGUUAGUGCGGAAUCAACAGUGACAGCAGGGGGAGAUGAGGAUGAAGAACAAGAGGAACGAGUCGUGCCUGGAUGGGAGUCCUGGGAGUUUUGAACAUGAGCAGUUAGGACGUUAACAUGUUACUGCAUUAUAUUUUCCCUUUCAAAUUGCAUUCAAAAAUAUAUAUCCACUUCAUU